CGGUUCCUGGGUCGGCCUCGCUCGGCGCUCGUUCGCUCGUCGUGUUGCCGCGUGAGCUGCCGCCGUGGUGCUAGAGAAGGAGGGAGGAGGAUGAUGAUGAUGAUGAUGAUGGCGGAGCUGGCGCAGGGACAGGCCUCAGUAGCAGCAGCGGCGGCGGCGGCGGCAGCGGCGGUUCAGCCCGGAAUGAAGACAGACGGCUUCGCCGACGCUUUGCACCGGGCGAGACAGAUUGCGGCUAAGAUGGGCGGAGACCCGAUGCCCCAUCUGAACCACUCUUCCCCUGUCGUCGACCCCUCCAUUUAUGGCUACGGAGGGCAGAAACGCUCCCUAGAUGAAGGAGUAGGGAACCAGCUUGGUGCGAUGGUACAUCCAAGGGCUAUAAUAACAGAAGACUUCAAAGUGCCUGAUAAGAUGGUGGGCUACAUUAUUGGCCGUGGUGGUGAGCAGAUCACUCGAAUCCAGUUGGAAUCUGGUUGCAAGAUCCAGAUUGCUGCAGACAGUGGAGGUAUGAUUGACCGGCCUUGCACCUUGACUGGGAGUCCAGAGAGCAUUGAGCAGGCGAAGCGUCUGCUCAGUCAGAUUGUGGAGCGAUGCCGGAACGGGAACGAAACCAGCCAGGACGUCUUGAUUCCCGCCAGCAAAGUGGGUCUCGUUAUCGGGAAAGGAGGAGACACAAUUAAACAGCUUCAGGAGAGGACAGGAGUGAAGAUGGUCAUGAUUCAGGAUGGUCCCAUGCCCACUGGAGCGGACAAGCCCUUGAGAAUCUCCGGAGAUCCGUAUAAAGUGCAGCAAGCACGAGAGCUGGUGGCAGAGAUCAUCCGGGAUAAGGACCAGGGAGACUUCAGGGCCGGACGACUGGGAGACUUCGGCUCAAGGCUGGGAGGAACCAGUCUGGAUGUGGCAGUGCCGAGGUUCGCUGUGGGUAUAGUCAUCGGCAGAAACGGAGAGAUGAUCAAGAAGAUCCAGAACGAUGCCGGUGUGAGGAUCCAGUUCAAACCUGAUGAUGGAAUCAGUCCCGAGCGGAUCGCUCAGGUAAUGGGACAGCCGGACCGAUGUCAGCACGCCGUUCACCUCAUCAACGAGCUGGUCCACACAGCACAGGAGAGGGAUGGGUUUGGAGGUGCUCUGGGUCCCCGUGGCCGGGGUAGAGGCCGCGCUGACUGGAACAUGGCUCCGGGAGGACUGCAGGAAGUGACCUACACGAUACCGGCAGACAAGUGUGGCCUUGUGAUUGGGAAAGGUGGAGAGACUAUUAAGAACAUCAACCAGCAGUCUGGAGCUCAUGUGGAGCUCCAGAGGAACCCUCCUCUCAACACCGACCCCAACGUGCGCAUCUUCUCCAUCAGAGGAACCCCGCAGCAGAUGGAGAUGGCCAGGCAAUUGAUUGAUGAGAAAAUUGGGGCUUCAGGGAUGGGCGGCAGCAGCAGCUUCGGCCUCAGCCCCUUCACCCAAGGACCGAGCAACCCGCACCAGAACGGACCGCAGACUUUCAUGACAGGAGGUUGGGGUACUACAUACCAGACAUGGCAGCCUCAGGGCCAGCAGGACCCCAGUCACAAUGGCUCGCAGACAGGACAGAUGGAUUAUUCCAAAGCGUGGGAGCAGUAUUAUAAGAAGCUAGGUCAGCAGAGCCAAGCACAGAACACUGGUCCCGACUACAGCAAAGCUUGGGAGGAGUAUUACAAGAAACAGGGUCAGGCCCCAGGUCCUGGCUCUCAGCAGAGCUCCACUCCUGACUACAGUGCUGCCUGGAUGGAGUAUUACAGACAGCAGGGGGCUUAUUAUGGGCAGGGGGCACAGCACUCGCAGGCUCCAGGCCUUCAGGUAUGGACAGAGACGCAGGAGGACACGGACACAUGAGUGGACAGAUAUGGCAUGCAUGCACAGGGGAAAUGAUCAUUAGAGCGGAUACCUUUUCGUUGAAGAUUUUUGAAUGAUUCAGAAGAUAAAACAAACCUUUUGUAACAGAGGUUUCUAGAUUUGCAACGCCUUGAAGACUUUUACUUUUUUUUUUCUUUUUUUUUUUUUUUCCUCUUCUUCUUCUUCUUCUUAGUGAGAAACACUAGCUGUAGAAUGACUUAUACAAUUAAAAAGUAAGAAAUAUUUCUAAAUCAGGAACGUUAAAAAAAAAAAAAUUGUUACUAAAUACUUGUGUACACCAUUAUUUGAAUGAACAAUAUCCGGGAUUCUUUUUUGGGCAAACAGAGCCGUUUUUUUUGUUCAUGAUUUUUGUUUUUUAAUUCAAGUGAAACGGCCAAAACGAAGCCCGGAAUUGUGACAUUUCAGCGAUCGCAAUAUAAUCUAUUUUUUCUAGUUCUGUUGCAAUAAAAAAAAAAAAAACUCGUAAUUGCUGGCUUAGCAGUCUUGAAUCCAUUUUUUUUGUUUUUCGUUCUUGUCGUGAGAUGUUUUAAGAAUGUGUACAAAAAAAUUUUUUUUCUUUCUUUUUUUUUCUUCCUUUUUACGUAAAGCAAUUUUAAUUCAGUGUGAUGAAAAAAAAACAAAAAAACUGUGAUAUUGUUUUUUGUUACAGGAAAAAUGUGUUCUUUUGUUACACAAUAUGAUGAGCGAUGAUGGCAAACAGGCGGUCGAUUCCUAAUUUAAUUCCUCUCGUGUUUUGGUUUUUUUUUUUUUUGUAUUCUGUUUUUCAUUGUCAUUUUAUUGUACUCUGGUUUAAAAAGAAAAAGGUGCAAUAUCUUAUUUCAUAUUUGAAACAAAGACGGAUUUCUAAUAUUUUCACAGAUGUUUAACGUGUAGUUCUGAGAUUUUAUUUUAUUUUAUUUUUUUUUUUUUAGGCGUAUGGAAAUGUCUAAUGGCUAAUUUUUUUAUUACCUUGAUCUGAUAUGGGAACGAGGGGAUGGGGAGGGGUUGGGGAUCUUUGCAUCUUUGCAUAUUGUGAGUUUAUUGCCUUUGCUAUCUUGUAAAACUAUGUAUGUACACUCAGAUACUUGACUAAAUACUUUAUUUAAAUAUAUAUGUAAUUAAAAAAAAUCAAAGAAGUUUUUUUUUUUCUAGCUCAUGGAGUCAUUUUGCAGGAAAACUCUCCCUCGUUUUUUUCCUGUCUCUGUUUUCAUCGUGAAAUAUUUUUUUUGUUUUUUUUUUUUUCCUUCGAAGAUGGUGAAUGUGUCGUUUUGAAAUUUGAUGUUGCAUCUUGAUGUUAUGGACAAGAAAAAAAAGAAAAUGAGAACUUGCUAGGUUUUUAUGUAUGUUCUGUACUUUAACCCAUUCAAGACUGCUAAGCCUCCAGAUCCUGUCUGUGUAUUAAUUGUAGUUUUUUAUAUUCUAAGUAUUAAAGAUCAAAGUCGUCUUAUUUGGUACCAGCCGACUCCCCGACCACACCCUUCCACCAGUACACACUGUGGACUCGUGUACAGUCCGAUGCUCUAAUAACUUUUUAAGUAAUUAUUAUUAUUAUUAUUAUUUUCCUCAUUUUUCUGCUCUGUGUGAUCUAAUAUAUGUAUGAAUGAUUAGUUAUGAAUCAAAGCUAGUAUUAACUUCAUCGCUUAAUGAAAAGGGAUAUUAUAAUUUGAGAUGUUUUUAAUUUUAGUGUUUUUUUUGUUUUGUUUUGUUUAUUUUAUUUUAUUUUAUUUUCCUUUUCCCUCAUGUGUACAGGUAACCGUGUAUUAAAAACAUCAAAAGACUA
Hemibagrus wyckioides is the source of this 3640-nucleotide messenger RNA. It is a transcript of the gene fubp3, whose product is annotated as far upstream element (FUSE) binding protein 3. Gene Ontology annotation, cellular component: cytoplasm; nucleus. NCBI's taxonomy places the organism in Eukaryota, Metazoa, Chordata, Actinopteri, Siluriformes, Bagridae. Gene Ontology annotation, molecular function: mRNA binding. The record is from RefSeq and is a predicted model, not a curated record. The transcript has 19 exons. Bases 91 to 1860 code for a protein of 589 amino acids. Gene Ontology annotation, biological process: regulation of DNA-templated transcription.